GCUCCUCCUACUCUUGUGAUCAACAGCGUGAGUUCUUUGUAGGAACCCUUCCUUCUGCAGCACUUCACAAAAUGUCCAACACAGUCUCUGUAUUCUUGGCACUCCUCUGCUAUCUGUUGCUCCAGUCCUUAUCCUGUAGCGGUAGUAGGAUCCUGGUGGUACCUGUUGAUGGCAGCCACUGGAUCAACAUGAAGAUAAUUCUUGAAGAGCUUCACUCUCGGGGACAUGAAAUCACAGUUCUGCGCUCUGCCAAGAGCUGGUACAUCCCCAGUAACUCCUCCAUUUAUACCUCCAUUAAUGUCCCAAUGUUUGAGGACGAGGCAGACAGAGACUUUUACAUCAAAAUGCUCCAGGAUGUCAUGGAUCGCCGCAGCUAUCCCACUUUUAUACGGACAUUUUACCAACAGCACUUGCUUACAUCCAAAAUAGGAGAUUGUCAUAAGAUGCUGGCUAGAUCUGCUGCUAAAAUUUUAGAGGACGCAGUGUUAAUGAAAAAGUUGAAGGACACCAAGUUUGACCUAAUGUUAACAGACCCUGCUUUCUCUUUAGGGGUCAUUCUGGGUGCUUAUCUAAAGCUGCCAAAGGUUUUUAAUGUGCGGUGGAUUAAUAAUGGAGAGGGUCAUCAAACUGUAGCUCCCUCUCCUGUCUCCUAUGUCCCUGUAUCAGGUAGUGAACUUCACGAUCAAAUGAAUUUUCUAGAGAGGACAAAGAAUAUGUUGCAUUAUCUCAACCGUGUUUAUGAACAGUACUUCAUCAUCAAUCCAGCGUACUCAGAUCUAUUCCAGAAACACUUCCCUCCUGGGACUGACUUGGUGUCUUUGGAGCUCUCAGCUGAUAUCUGGCUUUUCAGGGCAGAUUUUGUUUUUGAAUUUCCACGGCCCACUAUGCCCAAUGUGGUGUACGUAGGAGGGUUCCAGUGCAAAAAGGCCCAUCCUCUCCCUGAUGAUUUGGAGGAAUUCAUGCAGAGUUCCGGGAAACAUGGGGUGGUGGUCAUGUCUCUGGGAACACUGGUGUCAGCUCUGCCUCCUGAGAUCACAGAGGCCAUUGCCGCUGCAUUUGCUCAGCUCCCUCAGAAGGUGAUUUGGAGGUUUGGAGGUGACAAACCUUCAUCUCUGGGAAAUAACACCCGGCUGGUAAAAUGGCUUCCCCAGAAUGAUCUCCUGGGCCACCCCAAGACUCGUGUCUUUAUAGCUCAUGGAGGCACUAAUGGUUUGUAUGAGGCCAUCUAUCAUGGUGUUCCUGUUCUGGGUUUGCCCCUCCUAUUUGAUCAGUUUGACAACUUAUUAAGAAUGAAGGUGCGCGGUGCAGUCCAGGUUGUGGAGGCCCGAUCUUUGACCAAAGACAAUUUCCUGGAGGCUCUAAAGGACGUUUUAGAGAAUCCGUUUUACCGUAAAAAUAUCCAACGUCUUUCUCAGCUACACCGUGACCGACCAAUGCCUCCAAUGGACACUGCCAUCUUCUGGAUAGAGUACGUCAUCAGGAACAAAGGAGCUGCCCAUUUGCAGUCUGCAGGUUUUAGUCUGCCUUGGUAUUCCUACUUCUGCCUAGACGUAGCAGUCGUUGUAUUAGCCCUAAUUGGAACCUCCAUUUGGGUAUCUGUCUUGGUCUGUAGGUUACUUUGUUGCAGGAACGGCAAGAAGAUGAAGGCAGAGUAGUUCACCAAAAAGUAUUGAAUAACCUUAACAAAUAAUAACCGUAUAGCCCUUAAUUAAGAAUAUCUGAUGACCUGAGAUUGUGUUUAACAAGUAGUUAUGUAAACUGGAGUGUCAACUGUCUUAGGUCAUAUUUACACAAUAUAAAAAGUGGAUGUUUUACAGCAAAGUUGUUUUGUAAAUGCACAAAUGUAGGCUUAGCAGAAACAGUAGGAAAAUCUAUUUUGAGUUGUUUUUUUCUUUCUUUGUUUUAGCAAUGCUUCUUGGGAAUAAAUCUAACCCUUUUUGAAAGCCUGAUUAUUUGUCCUGAAAUGGUGGCUCCUUUGUUAGGAAAAUGCAUUUGUGGGUUUAGCAGCAAAGCUAAUUAUGUGGGUUGCAUCCAUAAUAAUCUUGUCAAAUCCUCUCUUCCAAUGUCAACAUGACUUUAAUUCAAUUCAGUUUAUUUAUACAGUCAUAAUUAAUAAGUUAGAAUAUGUAUUCUGAUGAGGCUCAUUUGUCAGAUUAAAAGUACCUUUAAAGAUAAACAACCUUUAACUAGGUAUUAAACAUAAUUUUUAUUAAGUCCACAUUUCAGUAUAAAAAAUUAUGUAUUUUAAUUUUUUUAAAUGUUGUGUUUUCAUUAGCUGUAAGUUUAAAACCAUCACAAUUACCGGAAAUAAAGGCUUGAAAACAUCA
Girardinichthys multiradiatus is the source of this 2327-nucleotide messenger RNA. Its product is annotated as UDP-glucuronosyltransferase 2C1-like. Bases 72 to 1655 code for a protein of 527 amino acids. The record is from RefSeq and is a predicted model, not a curated record. The transcript is spliced from 2 exons. NCBI's taxonomy places the organism in Eukaryota, Metazoa, Chordata, Actinopteri, Cyprinodontiformes, Goodeidae. Gene Ontology annotation, molecular function: UDP-glycosyltransferase activity.